Messenger RNA from Caenorhabditis briggsae, 1023 nucleotides. It is a transcript of the gene Cbr-cdk-2, whose product is annotated as Protein CBR-CDK-2. Gene Ontology annotation, biological process: signal transduction; G1/S transition of mitotic cell cycle; protein phosphorylation. Bases 1 to 1023 code for a protein of 340 amino acids. Gene Ontology annotation, molecular function: cyclin-dependent protein serine/threonine kinase activity; ATP binding; cyclin binding. The record is from RefSeq and is a predicted model, not a curated record. The transcript is spliced from 8 exons. Lineage: Eukaryota; Metazoa; Nematoda; Chromadorea; Rhabditida; Rhabditidae. Gene Ontology annotation, cellular component: cyclin-dependent protein kinase holoenzyme complex; cytoplasm; nucleus.
AUGCCAACAGAUAUAUCCCCUGAAAGAGAUCUAUCAGGCCGUUUUCGAGCUUUCAGAAAAAUCGGUGAAGGCACGUAUGGUGUCGUUUACAAAGCGGUCCAUGUUCGCGACAAUGUGCAAUGUGCUCUGAAAAUGAUUCGAACCGACAGAGACGAAGAAGGUAUUCCGAGUACAUGUCUUCGUGAGAUUUCAUGUAUCAAAGACCUGCAGCAUGACAACAUUGUCACUCUUUUCGAUAUUAUCUACGCCAACAGCAAAUUAUACAUGGUAUUCGAAUUUAUCGACCAAGAUCUGAAAAAUUUGAUGGAUAUGCUUGAUCCAGUAGAUAUGAUGCUACCGCAAGAAUAUGUGAAAUCCUUCAUGUGGCAACUUCUCUCUGCACUCUCGUAUUGUCAUCUUCGAAGAAUCGUUCAUCGAGACUUGAAGCCACAGAAUAUCCUAGUUUCGAAUUCGGGCAUCGUAAAAAUCGCCGAUUUCGGACUGGCUAGAAACUUCUCAUUUCCCAGCCGAAAUUACACACAUGAAGUUGUUACUCUAUGGUACCGCCCACCUGAAAUUCUCCUUGGUUCGCAACGGUAUUCCACUUCGCUUGACAUGUGGUCACUCGGAUGUAUCUUCUCUGAAAUCGCCUCCACCAAACCAUUGUUUCCGGGUGAAUGUGAAAUCUCUCAACUAUUCAAAAUAUUCGAGAUCAUAGGGACGCCAAAUACAAGAAACUGGCCUGGAGUCGCUGAAUACCCUCAUUUCAAAACUGUCUUCCCGCAAUGGUCAUUCAAUUUGAACAAGCUCGCAGAACUAUCCUGUCUUACUGGACAUGGUCUUGACAUCCUGCGAGAGAUCUUACGCUACCCACCAGAACAUCGAUUGACUGCGAAAGGAGCACUCUGUCACCGCUAUUUUCUUCACAACGAAUUCACUCAAAACCGGCCAAGUGUUGCCAAGUUGAAGGAAGAAAUCGAUCAGAGAAUGCGGUCGAGACGAAGGACUAAUAGGGCGGCUUCACCAAAUGACCACAUCUUCUAG